Bactrocera oleae (olive fruit fly) is the source of this 3002-nucleotide messenger RNA. Its product is annotated as protein phosphatase 1L. Gene Ontology annotation, molecular function: protein serine/threonine phosphatase activity; cation binding. NCBI's taxonomy places the organism in Eukaryota, Metazoa, Arthropoda, Insecta, Diptera, Tephritidae. The record is from RefSeq and is a predicted model, not a curated record. Gene Ontology annotation, cellular component: nucleus; cytosol. Gene Ontology annotation, biological process: positive regulation of canonical NF-kappaB signal transduction; positive regulation of canonical Wnt signaling pathway; negative regulation of canonical NF-kappaB signal transduction.
CGCCCCUCAAAAAUAUAUAAUUUUUAUAAUAAAUAUUUUUUUUAUUUAGUUUUUUUUUUAUCAAAUAAAAAUGGUUAUUUUUGAUAUUUAUUUAAUUUUAACGAUAUUUUUUUUAAUUUUAGCCCAUUUUUGCACAUAAUUUUCCUACAGGGUACAUCCACCAUAUGAAUUUGUCAUGCCAUUUUUCACUUUUUCGUCGCAAACAGCAAAAUAAACACUCAGUCAGCUGUCGGCGACAUUUGGUUUGUUCCACACGCUCUUUAAUGUUUUUUAUUACCUUCAUUUUGCUUGUUUCCUUAAAUUUUUAUUUAUUUUUUAAUUAAAAACACAUUUAUGUGCGACUGUGUGCUUGCGCAUGCAAAUAUAAUUGUUUCGCGAUAUUUACAUAUAAUAUUUAUGCAUUGCCAGUGCGCUUAGGCCCAGCAAGCAAGUGUUUUUGUUAGUUCCUUAAACAUUUAUUUCGGUGAAAUGCAAACGAAAGAGAGAAAGCAAUAAAACAAACGCGGUACAAUAAUAAAUAAUAAUGACUACGUCGAUGUAAAAACAAUACAUAUGCCUCGGCAGCAAUAGCAGCAGUAACAACAACAACAGCAAUAAGCGACCGCCACUGCUGCUGCUGCUGCGACAGGGAAGAAUAUUCGAACGCGUUGUAAUAAUAAGUUUAGUUUGCCGUUGGGGAUAACAAUAAUAAGUUCGACAAAAUGAGAAAUCGCGUAACUUAAUUUUAACUGCACCUCUGAAUUUCGUUGUUAAUUUUUUUUUUUAUGACUGGUAAAGUAGCUAACGAACUUGUAAUUUAAGUAACUCAGUAAAAUAUAAACCAGUGUGCACUAAAAACAAAAAAAAAAAAUUAUUUAAAGUGUGUGAAAUAAUUCAAAUUUAUUUAAAGGCUGUGCAAAUUAAAAAUUGUAUGCUGUGAAAUUAUUAAAAAAUUAUAAUAAUAGUGGUAAAAUGCAAAGCAAUAUCGAAUUUAUAAAUAAAUUAAGUAAUAGUAGCUAAAAGAUAUUAAUAUUAAAAAAUAACGACUAUACUCAGUGGAAAUAAUUAAUUUAAUAUAAAACUAACGAAACUGAAUAUAUUAGAUUUUUAUUAAAAAAUAAACCUAAUUAAUUGCUAAAACAAAAAUUUUAAUGAGUCAGUAUUAUCGGCAAGAAGGUGAAAAGUGUUCGCACUUGAAGCUGGAUUCCUUUAGCAUUCAUACAAUGGAUUUGAAAAAGUAUUACCAGCGUCCUCAGACACAAAAACUUAACCAGCAACAGCAAACGAAGGCAACAAUUAGUAGAAUGGAGCUGCGCGCACACAACUCGCUGAAACGUCCACUUACUAUAAAUACAGCUGUUGAUGCCUGGAGUCGUGGCCUAUUGGGGCGUAUACAAACGACACUUGGUCGUCAGAAGGCAAAUCGGCCGAAGUUGACAAAUGAGGCAAGCGGUCAUGGUGAUUAUCAAUGUUGGGAAGAGGUGCGUCAACAAAGUGCCGUUUAUGCGUUACUCGGACGGCGACCACGCAUGGAAGACAGAUACAUCAUCGAAGAGAAUAUCAAUAACAAUACAGGAAUCUCGUUUUUUGCCAUCUUCGAUGGUCAUGGCGGUGAAUUUGCGGUGGAUUUUGCAAAAGAUAUUUUAGUGAAAAAUAUUUACAAUAAAAUUAUCGCAACAACAAAGCUAAUGGGCAAUCAACAACAGCUGUCUGAAAGUAGUAAAAAAGCAGCACUCGAUGCUGAUUACGCAGAAUAUGACGCGAGUCCAUACCUGAAGCGGAAGGCAAGCCGUAAAGAUGAAAGCAAUAAGGAGAAUAAUGAGCCGUCAGUGCGUCGACGGGACAGUCUGCGCAAGGCACACAGUACCGCAGAUGAUUGCAAGACACCCUCUGGUGGCAAACAACAAAAGGACACCGAUGUCUUCACUUCCAAACUGAAUUCUCUAAUGCGCGGCAGCAAUGCGGCCAAGGAGGCUCUAUUCGGUGGCGGUAAGGAUGCUGGCAGUGAGAGCGGCAAAUCAAAUGGACCACCACAGAAUUUCGACGCCAAAUGUUACAUUGAAAAUGGAAAAAUUAAUUAUGGCAAAUUAAUCACAGACGAAGUCUUGGCCGCCGACUAUAAACUGGUUGAAGCAGCAAAGAAGCAGACCAAUAUUGCCGGCACCACAGCACUGAUCGCCGUCAUCGAGGGCAGCAAACUGACCGUUGCGAACGUUGGCGAUUCGCGUGGUGUUAUGUGUGACUCACGUGGAAUAGCGAUACCGCUGUCAUUCGAUCACAAACCGCAGCAGGUGCGUGAGCGCAAGCGUAUACACGAUGCUGGCGGCUUCAUCGCAUUUCGUGGCGUUUGGCGUGUGGCCGGCAUAUUAGCGACGUCCCGUGCGCUCGGCGAUUAUCCGUUGAAGGACAAAAAUCUAGUCAUAGCCAAUCCGGAUAUAUUGACCUUCGACUUGAAUGACCACAAGCCCUUAUUUCUGAUACUCGCCACAGAUGGUCUGUGGGACACCUUCAACAAUGAGGAGGCCUGCACUUUUGUCAAAAAGCAUCUACACGAAGCGGACUUUGGCGCCAAAGCGUUAACAAUGGAAUCAUAUCAACGUGGUUCAGUGGACAAUAUCACCGUGCUGUUGGUAGUUUUUCGUAAUGGCGAUUAUCGUAUCAGUUCGGCCACAACAACGAGUGCAACUGCAACGAAGACCCGCAAUGCAGCUGCGUCAGCCUCACUGUCUGCUUCGGCGUCGUCAACUAAAUUUCCCGUAAACAAUAAUGCAGCGAAAUUUCCCGUAACAAAUUUAAUUCGUUCGAAUAGUGGCGUCACCGCAAAGUAAAUCUUUCUUAUUGUACAAAUUAUACAUAUGUACAUGUCUCUAUAUGUAUGUAUGUAUAUAUGGAUAUUGUGUCAACAUAAGGAAGAAGUUAAAGCACGCCAAUUGACCAGCGUUAGUGAAAUUAGGAAAAAAAAUGAGGGUGGGAAGAAAUAUGUAUUUUUAAAAUUAUUUAUGUGCCCUGUUACUAGUUAUUAA